CCUUUAUUAAAGUUUGCAGCCUCGUCGAUGUCUUGGCUACGAUCCUUCCUCUCGCAAUCCAAUAUACAAGCGAUUAUAGAAUUACUUUGAUCAUGGUGGCAGCGCACAUCUUGGUUAUUGGAGCCACUGGCCCGGCGGGCUUGGAAUUCUGUUCCGCGGCCCUUGAGGAGGGACACCAAUUGACACUUUACGUACGGAACCCUACCAAGCUACCUACCGACAUCAGUGGCAAUGCAAAGGUCACCGUCAUUCAAGGCAUCCUUGAAGAUAAAUCUGGCCUGCAGCAGGCUAUCACGUCUGGCGCCACAGUUUUCGUCUCAUUUGCAGGACCUGUUGCAAACUCAAAAGGAACUCCCGUCACCGAUGCGAUGAAGUCGAUAUUCCCACUUCUGGUCGCUAAUAAGUUCAAGAGGGUCAUGGUGCUCGGCACAUGUUCUUUUACUGCGCCUCAAGAUAAAGGUGCUUUAAAGUGGAAGGCGUCGAUCGUUCUUAUCAAAAUCAUCGGUGGGUCUGCCUUUGACGAGUUCCAGGGACUCGGCAGCUUUGUGACAUCUCAAGAUGUCACACCAUUGAACUGGACCCUCUUCCGGGUUCCUUUCCUUGGAAAUAGUCCUGUGGCCCCGGUGACUGCCACAUUCACAGGGUCUGGUAAGGACGGGAUGUUCUUGUCUAGAAAGAGUUUGGCCGCGUGGAUUUUAAAGGAGAUGAAUGACAGGUCUGAUUGGAUUGGCAAGGCACCGGUGCUAUCAAAUUAGUAUCAGAUUAGGCUGUGACGCGGUAUGAAGUAGCGCCAGUUAAAGCAUAAUAUGAAG
Messenger RNA from Phialemonium atrogriseum, 812 nucleotides. RefSeq lists its product as uncharacterized. The transcript has 3 exons. The record is from RefSeq and is a predicted model, not a curated record. Lineage: Eukaryota; Fungi; Ascomycota; Sordariomycetes; Cephalothecales; Cephalothecaceae. The coding region runs from base 93 to 755 and encodes 220 amino acids. Gene Ontology annotation, molecular function: riboflavin reductase (NADPH) activity; biliverdin reductase [NAD(P)H] activity.